This is a messenger RNA of Lentinula edodes (shiitake mushroom), 1356 nucleotides long. RefSeq lists its product as uncharacterized. The coding region runs from base 160 to 1041 and encodes 293 amino acids. The record is from RefSeq and is a predicted model, not a curated record. The transcript is spliced from 4 exons. NCBI's taxonomy places the organism in Eukaryota, Fungi, Basidiomycota, Agaricomycetes, Agaricales, Omphalotaceae.
GAACGAUGACAUCGUGGUGGCUGUGAUACCUGGCUUCCAUUUCUUGUUCCAGCUCGUGCUGGAUCCUUUUUUCUUCCUUACCUUCAUUCUGUUGAACUGCAUAGACCGAAUCACGAUUCCGGCAGAAAAACUGAGUUUAUUGAAGUGUGCAAUGAGGAUAUGGGAUUAGGUCUUCGCCAAAAUCCAACGACUACUUCAAUUACUUCAGGGCCGACGACAACUGACACAGUCUCUUCAAGUACAACCGCCACUCCGGACUCUUCUUCCUCUCAAUUAGAAGCAGCACCGACCAGCACUUCAGAUUCGGCAUCGGAGGCUUCUACUUCGGUGACCAGCACGGUGGAGUCUUCAACUUCGACAGAAAUUAGCACGUCGGAUAUUUCAACUUCAGCAGUGACUAGCACCUCGGAGUCUCUCGCUUCCACAGCGACCACGGUGACUAGCUCUUCAGACACCCUUACCUCGACUCCGACUCCUACUCCGACCUCGACUUCGACUGUUUCCUCGAUGUCCAGUACGCAGUCUGAUACAAGUUCUGGCACCAGCCAAGACACCAGUUCAUCCACAGCCACCUCUAUAUCGAGUAGUACCACGACUGACAGCAGUACUACAGAUUCAACCUCUACCACCUCUACCACCUCCUCAUCAACCUCCACUUCUAGCUCGACGUCCACUACGAGCACUUCCACUACUUCCACUUCUACAACCACAACUUCUACAACGUCUACAUCUACAUCUUCCUCCACGUCUUCAACAUCGUCCACCACCUCGACAACCCCAUCAACCUCAUUAACAUCGACUUCAACGGAGGAUACCACAACAACCGCCUCAACUCCUGCACAACCUGCGCCCACAACGACCUUUUCAACUACGGUAUUCGUUACAACCACAGAUUCCUCUGGUCGUACAACAACAUCCGCCCCGUCCCAAGUCACACUCACUUCCACCUCCACCUCGAACGGAGCUAUCGUCACUAUCACGGCUAUUGGGGCCAAUCCAACCUUAGGCUCUUCUUCAGAUAGCGGGAAGAACAACUCGUAAGUGUUAUAUGAAACAUGGCUCUUCCGUUCCUCUUUUUGGUAUCAACGAGACUUCGGCCACCUCGCAUUCGGUGUUCGUCCUACUCCGUCGAACUAUGCUUUAUCUGCGGCCUAUUCUUUGCGGUAUUCUGUUCCCGCGCCGCAUAAUUGUGCGCUGCGUUUAAUACUAGCUGACGGGCUUCUUUCGCCUCUGAUUCCCAGCCUCUCAUUUGUGGCCGGAUAUCGCGCUGUCUAGCCCAGUGGAGCUGCGCCCGUCAAACGAGGCCAUGCUUUCCAAGUCCUUCUAUCUUCUUCUUAUCUUAUCUACGCGAUAUGU